AUCACCGCGUCGUACGUUGCGCAUUAAGUCCACUAAGCAAUGUCAUCGAUCUGCACUGCCUGCGCGAAAAUCUCACCUGCAACUCGAUUGCUCAGAUUGCAUCCAGAUGUUAGCAGUCUGCGCGAGUCUGCGCUGUUCUGCCCUCUUUGCUAUAUGAUCCUCGGCGCACUUGAGAGGGCCGACCUCAUCAAGAAAGCAGAAGAAUACAGGGCCCACAAGGAUGGCGACGAGGAUUCCGCAUAUGUGCUUGUCAACGACACAUCUGUCACAGUGUCGAUCAACGGUCAUGAUGCACGUGCAGACGAAAAAGCAUGGACGCUGAUCAUAUCCUGUGGGCCCAUGAAGCGGGAGCGUUUCAUGCGCCAAACCGAGUACUACAAAGCGCCAGCGACGUGGCUGAACAUUUAUGCUGAAGAGGGAUCAGCAGCAGCAGAAGCAGUGAUGACGAGGCCGCUCACCAAUAAUGCUAGCAGCGAAGGAGCGCUGCGUCUCAUGGAGAAGUGGAUAAAGACCUGCGUAGAUGAUCACCACAAGUGCCAGUGGGGGUACAGUCGGAAGGAGCUCGACUUGGCUGGACCCAGCGAACAGGAGGGGGCUAGACUGAAAGCAAAAUACAGCGAGGACAAAAUCGAGCUGCCUACAAGAGUGAUAGACGUCCAGGCUUUUGAGGACGGGGUCAAAUUAGUAGAAAGCUCAUCUGUUGGUGGGAAGGGAUGUUUCACCGCCCUGAGCCACUGUUGGGGCAAGAUCAAGCAUUUCAAGACAGAACACGCUACGUACGAUCAACGUAAGACGAAAAUAUGUAUCCACGAGCUGCCGAAAACCUUUAGAGACGCUGUUGAGAUCACUCGGAAACUUGGUAUUCGCUAUCUCUGGAUCGAUUCUAUAUGCAUCGUCCAAGACUCUACUGAAGACUGGGCCUACGAAGCCUCACGCAUGGCUUCUGUAUACAUGAAUGCGUACGUCACACUCUCAGCUACAUUUGCGGUGGAUGGUAACGGAGGUUUGUUUGCUGCACGGGUACCUCCACCAUCCAGUGUGUCUUUGAAGUACAUUGACCACUUGACCGGAGCACAAGACGGUAUAUGGACGAUACAUAACAGGAACAGUAAUUGGUCAGAACACGUCCGUCGGUCUGUUUUAGCAAGUAGGGCAUGGACACUUCAAGAGAAGGAGCUAGCGCGACGCACGCUUCACUUCGCUUCCGACCAAGUCUCAUUUGAAUGCCACGAGAGCAUUGAAUUCGAAACGCAACGACCCGGGGUAGGAACAAAAGCACGAUCUGUUUCUUUCCAAUACCUCUACUGGACCAUCUUGGGAAUACGUGAUAAUGCGACUGCAACGGCGAUCCUCAUACCAUACUUGGUAAACUCACGCUGGUGUAGAAUCAUCGAAGAUUACACGACUCGCAAGUUGACAGUGGAGUCAGAUAAGCUUCCUGCGCUAGAGGGACUAGCAAAUUACAUCGCAGAAUUGACAGAGGAUCGAUAUUGCUUCGGGCUAUGGAGAGCGAGUCUCGAAAUAGGGUUGAUGUGGAGGUCAGCCCCAUAUGCUGACGCCGACGAACGAAGAGGUAGAGUCAGAGGUCGAGCACCGACCUGGAGCUGGGCAAGCAUGGAUGGAAGAAUUUACUUUGCCGAAUUCGGUACCGAAAUAUUGGAGGCACAUACUACCAAUGCCAUCGACAUCAUUGACGUCGGCACAGAUGGGACAUUGACCGUCAGCGGUCGACUGAUCAGCUUGCAUCGUGGUAAAUUAGGUUUACAGGGACCGUGGGACUGGAACCAAAUGGUCAAAUUCUACAAUAGGAUGGAGACGAUAGAUGUGAAGACCAAUAUGGCGAGGUAUGAGCCUGUUCGAAGUCAGGAUCAGCAGUGGUUCGGGUUCGCAGCACUAGACGACAACGUGGAUGUGGAGGAUUUGCAACAGCAAGAGGUAACCGCUCUGUUUAUGAGACAGAUGACGAGGAAAGAUAUAGACACCGCAAAGCUAAGUGCGGACCAGUUCAAGGACAGUUACCAGGUACUGUUUCUGAGGAAGACAGACGCAGAGCAAACAUAUGAGCGAAUCGGGAUGGGUCAAGUAUUCUUGUGCGACGGGUCGGAAGACAUGGAGAAGAAGACGCUUUAUAUUGUCUAAAGAAGAGUUUCAUAUAGACCAGCGAGCUAUUCGUAUCAUGAGAAUGAGAAUCACAUAGUGCCACCUUGCC
Molecule: messenger RNA, 2209 nt
Organism: Paraphaeosphaeria sporulosa
Lineage: Eukaryota; Fungi; Ascomycota; Dothideomycetes; Pleosporales; Didymosphaeriaceae
Product: HET-domain-containing protein
Exons: 1
Coding region: 40-2139 (699 amino acids)
Source: RefSeq, a predicted model, not a curated record